UUACCACUCGACCCCCUCUAAUAAGCUGCUAAUUACCAUUCUGCCCCUGGGCAAUUAGCAGCAGCAGCAGCAGCCAUGGCCCUCCCGCUCCUCUCCGACCCCGCCCUCGAGGCCUUCCUCUCCGACAUCGGGUUCGGCCUCGUACCCGAACACAUGCCGCCGCCGCCCGAUACUCCGCUUCAGGACACGACGACGACGCCGCCGGAGGAGGAGACGUCGGCCUCGGCCUCGGCCGCUGCCGACGAGGAGCGGCGGCUCCGGCGCAAGAUCUCGAACCGGGAGUCCGCGCGACGCUCCCGCGCGCGCAAGCAGCGGCACCUCGAGGAGCUCCGCGCGCGCGCGGCACGCCUCAGCGCGGGCAACCAGGAGCUCGCCGCGCGCCUUCGUGGCCUCCAGGCGCGCGCCGCGCUCGUCCGGCUCACCAACGCCCGGCUGCGCGCCGAGGCCACCGCCCUGGGCCGCCGCCUCGCGGCCGCGCGGCGCGCCAUAGCGCUACGGCAGCUCUACGCCGCCGCCGGCUUUGAGCUGCAGACGCUCGCCUCGUUGAUCGUGUAGGCACGUGGGGGCAUGCAAUGCCAUGCAUGCACGUGCGGGUCUUUUUUGACCGGGUCAACUGGAACGAACUGAAAGGACUUUAAUCAUCAUAAGCAGCAGGAUACUCUUGUAGAUAUAGUAGCAAGCAAGCAAUUCUUGAUGAAAAAUGAACUGCGAGAAAUUGGCACAUGUGGAACUAUGCACGAUUUAUA
Molecule: messenger RNA, 746 nt
Organism: Phragmites australis (common reed)
Lineage: Eukaryota; Viridiplantae; Streptophyta; Magnoliopsida; Poales; Poaceae
Product: ocs element-binding factor 1-like
Exons: 1
Coding region: 76-555 (159 amino acids)
Biological process (GO): positive regulation of DNA-templated transcription
Cellular component (GO): nucleus
Molecular function (GO): transcription cis-regulatory region binding; DNA-binding transcription factor activity
Source: RefSeq, a predicted model, not a curated record